Molecule: messenger RNA, 4425 nt
Organism: Pipra filicauda (Wire-tailed manakin)
Lineage: Eukaryota; Metazoa; Chordata; Aves; Passeriformes; Pipridae
Gene: CD99L2
Product: CD99 molecule like 2
Exons: 11
Coding region: 48-827 (259 amino acids)
Source: RefSeq, a predicted model, not a curated record
GGCGGAGUCGGGAGCCGAGCCCGCGGCAGACGCAGCCCCGCCGCGCCAUGGCCGGCCGCCGCCUCCUGGGGCUGCUCCUGGCCCUGUCGGCGCUGCUGGGCGCAGGUCAUGGGGAUGACGCAGAUGACUUCAACCUAGAAGAUGCCCUGUUUGACCUCACCACCAAGCGACCCACUCCCAAGGGCCCCAGAAAGCCUGCAGGUGGAACAGACUUAGAUUUGGCUGAUUUCUUUGACACGCCUCUGGAGACUACCACCAAACCAGCCAAGCCGACUUCGAAGCCCUACCCCAGGCCAGGGAAUCCAGACAACAGCUUUUGGGACGUCAUCCGCACCACCACAACCAAGCAGCCAAAAACUACGAGAGCCCCUCCUAAGCGUAAUCCAGAAAAGGACCCUAUGGAUUUUGACUUGGCUGAUGCCUUGGAUGAUAAGAACGAUCCCAAGAAAGAUCCCGGGAGGCCGGAUCAAAGGCCAGGUGACGGGAUUUCGGAUGAUGACCUGUUCAGCAUCGUGGACGGCGGAUACAGCCCGGACAAGAAGAAGGGUGCCGAGGGCAACACCGACGACAGCUACAGUGGAGUGGCGGAGACGGGAACUAUCGCCGGCAUCGCCAGCGGCCUGGCCAUGGCGCUCAUCGGGGCCGUCUCCAGCUACAUCUCCUACCAGCAGAAGAAGUUCUGCUUCAGCAUCCAGCAGGGACUUAACGCGGAGUAUGUGAAAGGAGAAAACAUGGAAGCUGUUGUGAGCGAGGAGCCCCAAGUUAAAUAUUCAGUCCUGGAAACGCAGUCAGCAGAACCACCAAAACAAGACAGUGCGAAGAUAUAAAGCGUGACCCAGAGCUAGAACAUACUCUGCAGCAAUGGAGAUCUUAACUGCUUGUAAUUUAGCUUUUUAUUUAAUUUGACUCCAAAGCUAUUUAAUGUGUACUUAGGCUUGAACUGGCUUCUUAUUGCUCUAGGCUUUAGGGUUAGACUGGUAGCAUGUGUUUACUUUUUGUAAAGAGGUUUAUGUUUACAUCGAAGUAAUAUUGUAGGAUUGGUGUGCAGCUGUAUGGAAACCCACAGAAGGUACUUCAGCCGUGGUCAAUGAGGAGCUUACAGGUAUGAGGACAGUGAAGUGCCUGUAAAUAGCAAUCCAAAGCCAAACCAUGCAAAGCCCUCUGCAAAGCACCUCCAGCCAACUUCUGCCAUCAGCUCUGGGCACAUCACUUCCAACGGCGGGGUUGAAAGCUGCACAUUUCCUGAGGGUGGACUGCAGUCCUUAGUGUAGCUACACCUAAAAAUGAAGUGCCUAUGGUAGGUCCUCAUGUGGGGCCUCGGGCUGAGCCCUGCUCCGAAGUCAGGAGUUCAGGAUGCUUCACCACCACCACACAGUGCUGGGCUUCUCAACCAAAUCAGAGGACCUGCUUUUCAUGCCAAGUCACAAAUACAGGUAAAAGCAGCGUGUGCAGUGUUCACUUUUAGCACAUGCCAUUUGAAUGCUCUGCUGUGCUACAGAUCAGAACGGAGCAGAAAUGAUACAGUUUGUGACAUGAGAUACCUUCAGUUGUCACCGCAAUGAAAGCUGUGUGUGUUUGGAUGCUUUCAAGGACAGGUUCAGAUCUCAGUCACACUAGAACAAAUGACAGAUUUAACCGAAAAGAAAAUAAACAAAGGAGGUAUCUGUUAAGACCUGUAACGCUCAGUACCAGAACAGAAGCCAGGCUUAAAAAGAUGCAGUCCCCCCCUUCUCCUUUUAUCAGCAACUAUUGAGAGUGCUCCCAGACACCCAGAGGCAGAAAAAGGAUUUAAGCUUCACCCUUUGUGUCACUGACUAACCUUUAAAAAAAGGCAGAAUCUCCUGAGGACAGGUCCUCCAUCACUGUCCUGCUUGUCUGGGAAGCACUGGGCUGUGCUCAGCAGGACACUGGGCUGCCCCAGGACACAGUGCACACACAGCCCUCUGCGGCGCUGCCAAACGGCUGCCGGGCCCGACCUUCACUAGCUUGCAAGAAUUUCUGUUUAGAUUUCUAAUCUCUUCCCAACCCUUUUUUAUUGUUGCUAAAAUGUGGAUACUGCCACUUUCCAAGACAUUUGUCCAAAUCAAUGAUUACUUAAAAAGCAUGCUCUCAAGUGAAUGAAAUUUCACUUUACAUAGUGUAAGAGGUACUCAUUUAUAUGUAAACUUAAAAUGUGAGCAUUUUGUAUUGGUUUGCAAACCCCAUAUUUUGUGAAUACGUAUUAAAAAAAAAAACCUUUUUAGUUUGAUGUACAAAUUCACAGCUUUCAGGUAGACAUGGCUUCCAGAAGGCCUUGCCAGGAGGGGAAUCAGCCCAGGAGUAUCGCUGCCUAACAGUUCCAUUUGGAAGGAAAUUGCCUAGUAACUUGGUUAAGUAUUUUGCAAUAGCUGCACAAUUCUUUAUGCUCUUUUUAACACUUGCAUUUUUAAAGCCUUAUACUAGCUCUAGCAGAACAGCUACAGUGGUUUAUAAGGUGCCUCGUGACUAUUCAGAACACUUAGGCUAAAACAAUACUACUCCGAACUACUGCUGCUUUGUUUUAUGGAUGUGUUUGGAAUAGGAAAGAAAAAUAUUUAAUUAUUGGCUGCUCACAUAACAGAAGCAGAAGAAACAGAGAUGGGAUGCACUCUGUGCUUACUCCCAGAGAAGGGUUUUCAUGGAGGAAGUGUGGUCUGCAGGAUGUGGAUCAUCACGUGCAGGCGCUCUGAUGCCAGCCCAGCUGAGUUUGUGAAUCUCCAGUCCCAAGCACCAGCACCUGUUUUUUGUUCUUACCCAAACACAUCUGAAAGCUGUAGCAUGAAAUGUGUUUUCUGGAAGUUAUUGUAGAUGAAGUGUUACAGCAUGGCAUUGAUGAUCACUAGAAGCCGCUUUCCCAGCUUAGAUCCAGUGACCACUAUUCCGUUCUUCCCUUUGCCCAUGUCCGUGUUCCUGUAGAUGCAGGUCAGGGGUUUUCCCCUGCUCUCCCUGUUUGACCAGAGGAGAGUGCAACAGAGUCCAGUGUGGCUCAAAGAACACAGCCCCUACCGCUCCUUUGGGAAUCUCUUACAUCAGGACAUAGAGGAAACAUGAGUCUAAUUCAAAAUUCUGCAGUUCUGCAGUUUAAAAUAAAAAAAAAAAGGCAGCAAGGGGUUUAACUGAAAAACCCAACCCAGUUUUUGGGACUCAGAAGUUGCUCCUAUGCCCAAGGCUUUUCUCUGACUUUGGUGUAAUGUCUGGGUAUGUGGAAAUCCACAAAUGCACAGUGAAAAGAGAACACUCGCAAAAUUUACAGUAACGGGAUUCAAGAUCUCUUUCUCUAGGAUUUCAAAUAGGAAAAUAUUGGCAAAUGCUGCAGUAAGGAAAUUAAACUUGGUCUCUUCAAGUCUGGACAAAAGUCAAAGUCUUAGUGUGAAAUGUCAGCAAAGGCUCAAAUUGUUGCUGUCCCCUUCUCCAUCUGAACUGCCAGACCAGUCUCUGAGAAACAGGGAUUUUAUACAUCAUCCAUAUUUUAGGCAUUAUAGCAACUGAGAGGCUUCCUGUGUAUUUCCCUAGUAGUGAUCUGAGUUCUGGAACAGCUGACCCAGCACUGACUUCUAGUUUCAUUUAAUUAAUAUUCUCUUUAAAUCUGAAUAUGGAAUUUUUAAAAAUCCUGCAUUUAAGUUCUGUAUAUAUGGUAUGAACCUUAUAAAGAAAGGCCACAAACCACUGGAAAACUGGAUUUUUUUCAUGAGUCCAAAACCUAUAUAUAUAUAUACAGAUGUCCUGAGAGUUUCUGUACUACCUGUGCUUUUUAAAUGACCUCUCUUCAGCUUAACUAAAGCUAUUUUUAAUGGCAAUAAAAUGAUUCAGAAAAGGUUUGUCAAUGACGGAGAAAAGAGAGAACUGAAAGAAUUCAGCUGGCUCUUUUUCUGUUGUUUAUUCUCUCAAUUACUUGCAUUUUCCUUUGGCAGUACUGUAGUACUUUCUUUGUUUUAGAUUCCUCAGUUGAGAAUACUCUGACAUGAAUUUCAGAUUUUUGGCACUAUAAACUCAACCCCACUAACUAAUCCUUACAAGUGCUCUAUUGUCAUCCUUAACUACUCAUUUGUUGUGAUAAAAGUGGAAUUAGUCCACAAUACCAUUUCAGAUUCUGAAAAAAUAGGAUGAGUCGACAGGCUGAGGCUUUAAAAAUUGCUUCUGCAACAGACGAGGUUCAGGAACAAAGGAAGUUCAGAAACAACGGGAUUGUGAAAUUAGAGAAUUCUUUUCUUUUGACUGAAGUUCUCACUUAAAGGAAGGCAGAUUGUUUGCUGCUGCAGAAGCAACCUGUUCCAAAUAGAGGUUGAAUGUUACGUUCUAAGAAAAAAUGAUUCCUUUUGUUAAUGUGUAUGUAAGGGAUAUGGGGGGAAAAUCAGAAUUUGACUACCUUUGGAAAACACCAAAUAAACCAAGUUGACUAGUAAGACA